Messenger RNA from Pelmatolapia mariae (spotted tilapia), 2571 nucleotides. RefSeq names its product centrosomal protein 72 (gene cep72). Lineage: Eukaryota; Metazoa; Chordata; Actinopteri; Cichliformes; Cichlidae. The record is from RefSeq and is a predicted model, not a curated record. The coding region runs from base 5 to 1720 and encodes 571 amino acids. Gene Ontology annotation, molecular function: protein binding. The transcript has 14 exons.
AAGUAUGGCGGCGAAGUGUUUGACAACACUAACAGAGCAGUGGAUACGUGAAAGAUUAAGGAUAAAACACCCGUGUCUCGGCGACGUGCGGACAUUGAGCCUUCCGGGGACAUAUGAGGAGAAGAUCAGACACCUGGGAAAUGGUCUGAGUAACUUUAUCCGUCUGAAAUCUCUGGAUCUCUCCUGUAAUGCACUCGUUUCAGUUGAGGGUGUGCAACAUUUAAAAAUGCUACAGAGGCUGAUCCUCUACUAUAACUGCAUACCUUCUCUUGAAGAAGUGAAAGUUCUGUUUGAGCUGCCAUCAUUAAAAGAGUUGGACCUCAGGCUCAACCCUCUGGCCAAAAAUAAUCCACAGUACCGCCUUUACUUGGUGCAUGCCAUGCCCAGCCUGCGCAAGCUAGAUAGCUGUUCAGUCAGAGAUGCUGAGCGUAAAUCUGCCUUGAUGCAGUUCUCUUCAGAACUUCUUCCUCAGCAGAUGAGCUUCUCUUUGAAUCUGAUUGAUGAUCGAAGAAGCAGUGAUCGCAGACCAGCUUUAACUGAUCGCUUAACCAAGAGCCUUUCUGUCCUGACCGACACUCGUGAUAUUGAGCUGAACUUUGAGGCCACAAAUGAUGGAAAGCAAAGUGAAGCUGUCUCUGACUCAUUUCACAAGGAGGCCGAUGGUUUCAAAGAGAAAGUUUCUGUAGAUUUUAGAGAACAGAGGAGCUCAACUCCCAAACAGGAAACUGCUAAAUCCAUCCUCAGGUAUCCACUCACUAAAACUGAUAACAGUGAGUCCAAAGGGUCACAGAUGAAAGAUCUGUCUCAUCAAAAAAGCUGCACCUCAAUAAAAGUGCCUGAAAGACCAAAAGUGUCCUUUGGCCCCUACAUAGAGCAACGUAGACCUGCUCAUGGAAACCCAAAGCAAAAGGACUCUCCCAAACAAACCAGACAUCCAGCUAAAGGGCAUUUUACCCCAAAUCCAGAUGAAAGCCUCCGUCACAGUUCCUCAUUUAUUAAUAUCCGGCCUCCCAGUCCACGACGUCCUGGUUUGAAUCUGUCUGACCCUUCUAACCCCAUCUUGCAUCCUCCACGACUAACCUACUCCAGCUUCAACAAAACAGACGGGAGCUCCAGCCAGCCUGUGCAAGCUGAGAAGAAAAAAAAGGGUAGUUAUAGGAAACCCCUGGAGAUGCUCCUCAACCUCGUGGACAAACACUGGACAGGGGAGAGGUCACUGCAUCAAAACAACAACUUCCUGUCUCAGGCAGUCCAGAUCCUCUCCAUGAUGGAAAGCGAUAUUUCCAGUCGGGAAACUGAGGUCAGGACCUUACAGCGGGAAGCUGAUGCGCUUUGCUUUCAAGCGGUAGCACGAGAGGAAGAGCACAAAACUGAAGUGCACAACCUCUCCGCUCAGCUGGAGGAAGCUCGGAGAGCGGGGGGCAAACUGAACGAGCAGCUGAGGGUCGUUUUAGAAGAAAACGUUGCUCUGCAGAAGCAGCUCAUCAAGUUAGAACGCCAAUAUCUGAAGUCUAUGAUGAAAAGCUCACCUGUGUCUCAGAUCAGAGAAGCUCAGGCCGAAGUAGAGGAACUGAAGAAAGAGAUCGAGGGGCUGAGGAAGAAAGUGCAGGAAGCUGAGAAAGUCAAAGAACUUUCAGAUAUGCUGCAAGAAAGCCACAGGUCUCUGGUGGCUACAAAUGAAUGCUUGUUAGCAGAGCUGAAGGGAAGUGGGGAACAUUAACGCAGAAUUUGAACAAAGAGAUGCACGCCAGGAUAAAAAUAUCAAAGCAGGACUAUGCCGAGUGUCAUAUUAGCAUGUGCCAGCAAAUAUAAACUGCUUCAAUUAUUUUAUUUUUUAAAUGACUGCAGAUUACUGCAAAAUUGUAUUAAGUGCUAUACCUUUUUAAUAAGUUUUUCUAUUAUUUAAAAAAUGUGCAUAAGCUGCAUUUACUUGAUGUAAACAGUAACCGGGAAAGGCAAUUCAUUCAGGAAGCUUUGUGUAUGAGUGUGUGACAGGGCUGUUGUAUUAACAAAUGAUUUUCUGGGGGGGUGUUAGUGAAAAGGUCAUAAUGCAUUUCCUGGAUCUGUGGCGAGAUCGUCUCUCUUUUGGCUCCCUUUUUUAGUUUUUUUUCUGUUUGUAGGUCAGUCUCCAUCUGCUUUGCACGCCGCAGUGGAAUGAAUGCAUCUAGAUUCCAGCUGCACUGUGACUUUAUUUAUACCUCUGCCUUCGGGCUGGAGAGAUGCGCAGGCAGACAUGCACUUUCCUCUCGCUAACACUAAAUCAAGCACUGGCAAACCAGGUUAGAGGUUUGGAUGCUACACAAACUGAAUGUCUUCUUUUUCUUUUUAUAUGAAUGUUACAGAUCGCUGGUUGGUACCACUUGUAGGGAGUAAACUCCACAAAAGAAAGAAAGAAAAGAAAGCAAGAACAUAACUACUGUUUCAACAGACACUCCAAAACCUACUCAGCAGAGGUUCCAGGGUGUGCGUGCAUGUUUUCUUUUCUUUUUUUUUUAUUUUCAAUAAUGCACUACAAAUCAUGAACACACUUAAAGAGAUCUAAAGAACAAGAACAAAAAAACAAACAGAAAA